Messenger RNA from Penicillium paradoxum, 615 nucleotides. RefSeq lists its product as uncharacterized. Gene Ontology annotation, molecular function: N-acetyltransferase activity. The transcript has a single exon. The record is from RefSeq and is a predicted model, not a curated record. Bases 1 to 615 code for a protein of 204 amino acids. Gene Ontology annotation, biological process: protein acetylation. NCBI's taxonomy places the organism in Eukaryota, Fungi, Ascomycota, Eurotiomycetes, Eurotiales, Aspergillaceae.
AUGCAGCGCAGCUGGCGCCAAGACGCCGACAAACUAACCUUCAUCGUCUGCCGAUCUAUCACAGCAGACAAAGGCGACAUCCCCACCCAAACCCAACUGCAAACUGAAAGUGACUCCCCCUCCACCAUGGUCGGCGAUAUCAAUCUCUUCCUCCGCGUCGAUGACGGCGAGGAAGGCGACAGCCCGCCGCAGAUAGUCGGCGAGAUCGAGCUCAUGAUUGCCGAGAAAGUCAACCAGCGCCGUGGAUUUGGCCGUGCCGCGCUGCUUAUGUUCAUGCGGUAUAUCGUCCAGAACCAGGGGGCUAUUCUGGAUGAGUUUGUUGCGGGUGGGGAUGUUGGUGUUGAGACGGUGCGGAAAUUGAGGAUGGGGGUUGCGACGGAGGGGUCGCUGGAGGGGCUGGCGUUUGAGUGUCUUAGUGUUAAGAUUGGGCAGGCGAAUGUGAGGAGUUUGGCUUUGUUUGAGGGGCUUGGGUUUGAGAAGGUUUCGAAGGAGCCGAAUUUCUUUGGGGAGUUUGAGUUGCGCAGGUCGGAUCUGAGUCUUGCAGGUGUUGAUCGGGAGCUUGAGGAGGCGAAGGUGUGUGGGUUUAUUGCUUUGCCUUAUGAGCGGACGGAGUAG